UAAUAUUAGUAACUUCGACUGACAAGAAUCAAUCGCCGGACGUAAUUUGAAAUUGCCGCCCAAAAUGGAAACCUAUCAUUUGAUCUUUAUGCUAUCUUAAUUUUUGUAAAUAAUUCAUUUCUGAUUUUUUAUGGACUGUAUUUUAUGUGUAUACAACCCCGAAUACAUAACGUUUCAAUAUUUUGACUGAAAUAUAAAGAAUAAGUACUCAUUUGAAUUUGAAGUUCUCAGCUGAUUGAAGACAACAAUUUUGCUGGAGUAACAUUCAGGUGUGGCCGGACCAUUGUUGUUAAUAGCAUUUGCCUCAUGUUCCCUAUUGCCUCUACUUUCUGAUGCGGAUAUAUGUUGGAAGAAUGCAUAUUUGAUGAGAGACACGCUGUUAGGAAAUAUUGGGAUCAUAGGACUCCUGAAGGGCAGCAGGUGGGGGUGGCUCUCGAGUGCCUUCGGGUGUAGCUCACCAUCGGAGGCCAGCCAGACCUUCACCCUGAGACACACCUGCCACACCUGCCAGGCACAACCUCACGCCAGGAGCCAUGGGCUGGUGAUGUCAACGUUAUCCAUGAUCACCUGCCUCAAGUCCACACUUAAGUAGUAAUUACAAUGGCAAGUAUCAAAGUCCCUGAACAAAAAAUAAUAUUGUGUGGAGAGUAUGGCGUUGGAAAAAGUUCACUAUUCCGACGUUAUGCCACAAAUACAUUUGUUACAGCCACAGAUAGGAAAUCUACAUUGGGAUUAGAUCAUUAUGAAAAAGUUUACAUUUCUGGAGACAAAGAAGUAAAGCUUCAGCUUUGGGACACUGGUGGUAUGGAAAGAGUAGCCAGCAUAACAUCCUCUUAUUAUAAAUUUGCUGAGGGAGCAAUUCUGGUGUUCGCACUAGAUAAUCCUGACUCCUUCAAUAUCCUCUCACAGCAUCUUCUCGAUAUUGUAACAUAUGCAGAAAAUGCCAAGAUCUUCCUCUGUGGUAACAAAUAUGAUCUAAAGAGUCAAAUUCAAGUCACUGAUGCUGAUAUGGAAAAUUUCUGUGAACAGUGUCACAACCUUAUAUCUGGAAUAUACAAGACUUCUUGCAAGACUGGUGCAGGUGUAGAAGAAAUGUUUGCUGACAUAGCAAGACAACUUAGUGAUUCAAAUAGGUCUCGAAAAGAACUAGAAACCAUGAACAAAGAUUCUUUUAAAGUGACUCCUCCAGAAGGUGAACCUGAGGAUUCAUGUUUAUGCUGAGUUUGGGAGAGCAGUAGACUGAUCAUCCCAUGCAGCUGUCUUUGUUCUCCUGAUAUUCAGUAUACCCAUUUUCUUUAACCAGCUAUAAAAAGAUUUGUACAGUACCGGUACAUCUAAAUGUGGAUGUAUGUCAGCUGUUUUUUAUGUACCUUUUUGUGUCCUGCCAAUUUUAUAUAGGGUCUUAUAAAAUUAAUUUAUAAAUCUAAAUAUUGUUUAUUUUUUAAAUUCAUAAUGUACUGUACUAUGGACUUCCCGUGUAUGAUUACAGUACACUGUUAUACUGUCUAUUAAAAUCUGAAAGAGAAUGCAGUACUUUUUGUUAGUUAUCAGGAGUUUGUUUCACUCAUACACACACACUCAGGUUUCAGUAAUUCCUGAAACCGGCAACUUCACGAACAAGAGGACACAGUUUCAAGCUAAGGAAACAGAGGUGCCGAAAAAAACAUUUGAAAGUUUCUUUUGCAAACACAGUGGUGGACGGUUGAAACAAGCUAAGUGAGAAGGGGGUGGAGGCCAAAACCGUCAGUAGUUUCAAAGUUUUAUACGACAGAGUACUGGAAAGACGGGAAACUACGAGCUUAGCUCUCAUCAUGUAACUACACUUGGGUAAUUACAUACACACACACACACACAUUAAUAUUUAAGGCAUGGCAUUGUGCAUCAUAAGAUGCUUGUGUAUACUAUAUUUUGUAUUUAUGAAGAAUUUUUACCUUCUAAAGGAAGUUCAUUGUACUAGUCUGUCAGUUUUAAUUUUUGUAUUAUUAGAGAAGGGUCCACUUAAUUGUUAUAUGCAUAAGUCAUGUAUGAAGUUCUUUAGCUGUUGUACAUGAAUAGUAUUUUCAGGAGGAAAUUAAAAUAGAAGUACAGUACAUCAAGCCUCAAACCUAUUUCAAAUAAUUGAUACCUUUCACACAAACAAAUUUAAAAAUAAAUAUCAUGGUUUUCAUAUUUUUUCUGGCAGGUUCCCCCUCCCCUCUCUCUAGCUUCCUGAGCUACCCACCUGGAGUCCUCCAAAUGCAGGGACCACACUAUGCUCUAACAAAUCACGAGUGCCUACCUGAAAACCAGGACCAGAACAUGGCCUACCUGCAACUACUGUAUAUUAGAGAGGGAAAAAUGCCAGAGAGGUGGAAAACACCAAAACAAGCAACUGCUUGGAUAACAUUUGCAAACCUGAUCCGAACUCUCUAACUCUCGUUGGCUUUGGGGAUCAACGUCCCUGCAGCCAAUCAACUGCCCCAACCCUUACCAUCAUAUAGCAGCCCUAGCAACCCAGGGUGUCUGAUGCAGCUAUCUCAGGCAUUAACUGGGUAACUGUUGCAUAAUAGUGCGGUCAUCUGGUGUAACAUCAUUCAGUCAAGUGUUGGUCAUACAGUGGAUUCUAUCCUGCACAGAGGCCUGUGCUUUUCUUUGUUCCUUUUCUGCUUCGUGCAUGUGUCUUUCUUGCCGACCUGUUGGCUGUGCCUUGAUCACUUCGCUUUGGCUGCAUGUGGCCAGAAUUAUCUUUUCUGGUUACCCGUUGGUAUUGCCCCUACCCUUGAUCAUACUGUAGUUUUCUUUCCUGAGAGGGUUCGGGAGUCUACACCUUGAGGUUUACUCUUUUCGAGGUGCCUCACCACAGGUAGUACAAGUGCUUCAGCUCCUCUGCAGGGCUCAGUGGUUCGAUUGUGCAGGGAGUUAAUUAUCUUCAGAGGUUAAGCUGCAGGUUUGAUGCCAACUUCUACUCUGGUGGCAACUUGUACUUCCCUUCACCAUGUUUUCCUAGAUUUGGGGUUGGUAUAAGUCUUCAAGAAUGUUCCUCAGUCCAGUCUCCUUGAUGGUCUAUCUUGUAUUGGGUGCUGGUAGUUUUCCCGCAGGUCUCAUUUACGGGAGGUUCUUCUGCUGCCACCUUUGCUGUUGUGGUUUUUCUGGGCUUUUCUUGGUUUUUAUGCUUUCCACUGGUCACCCUUCUGUCUCCACCAAGUCUGCCUGCAGAGUUGAAGGAUAUUUUCAUCCCCUAUUUUUUGUAGACCUGUUCCAUCUGCUGUUUUCUUUGCUUCUUGGGCCUGGGCGGUUAUUCUGGUUAAUUUCUCAUGGCUCUUCUGCACCCCUCCCAUCACAGUCAGCCCUUUUGUAGUUUUACUCUCUGUCAUGAGGUAGAUCAGGAAGAUGCAGAGGGAAGCUCUCCCAGAAAUCCAGCAUGGAAUGUAAAGAAAUGCCUCUUUCUGGCAGAUCUUUUCUGUAUCUCUAUUCAUGAACUUCCCUUCUCUCCAUGAUGUUAGGGGGGAAUCUUGUUUUUGUGUUACGUGAAUGACUAGUAACUGACUCCUAGGUUUCCGGGGCUGCCAUCUAGUGACGAGGGCAUGAAGAUGUCUAGUAGUUGGUUGUGGACAGUGAGUGUGUAUGUACUGUACUGUACUUCAAAUUAGGGUUGCUAAUGCUGUAAAUGCUUCUGCUUGUUUUGGUGCAUUCUGACUUUGUUGGCUUUUCCUUUGGUAAUGUGGUUUAUCUAAUAUACCCACUUCCGCCGUGCCUCUCUUGAGAGGACCUUUUAGUUCUGGCUUCUAGUAUGUGCUCAUGAUUCAUUAAAGAUUGAUGUGGUACCUGAAUUUGGAGGACUCCAGGUGAGUAGCUUGGGAAGCCAUGGAGGGGCCUACCAGGAAGAGUUUUUAUAACAUUGAAUACUAGAAUUUUUAUGUUGCUUCUUUCUGUGCUUUUUAGUUAUUUUAUUUUAAAAUAAAUUUUAUUUGAAUGGUGACCCAAGGAACCAAUCAACUCCAUUGAUUGGUUCUACUUAGAACCAAUGUUCUACCUUUACUUAGUUUAACUGAAAUUCAUUAAUUUAUUAAUUACUAAAUUUGAAAAAUGCUUAAUAAAUCCUGCUGUAUUAAGUCCUGGUUUGCUAGCAAGCAAAAUGAAUUAUCCUAGACUUGUUGCUGUUUUACCCAGCCUUUAUUUGAGGAAUUGUGUAAAUAUCGUGAGCCUUCCGACAUAUACAGCCAGGAUUUAUGAUAAAAGGUUACGUUAUAGACUUAUUCAUAUUCAUUCAUUCACUGGAUUUUGAGUACUUAACAAGUAUGAUGGUUUUUAUAUUUUGUAAAAAAACUAAUCAUCAUUGCUUAAAUUAGUUUGAUGUACAUGUAUGUAGUUUUUUUUUUAGCAGCAUUUCAAAAGAAUAUAUGGUUGUUUGCAGUAAAUUGUAUGAGCAGGCAUUAAAUUUAUAGUUACAUAAUAAUGAGACAUCAUUUACAUACUUUAUGUAUUGCUAUUGUCUGUGUGUUUCCAAGUAUUCUUCACUAAAUUUUUAGCUUUAAUCUAUAUCAUUAGGGAUCAUGCCAUAUAAUAAAAAAAAGUAAUUGUUAUUGCGUCUGUUAGCUGUCCUGUAUGCCAGUUGUGUUGAAUGAUAUCUUGAAUAGGUUUUAUAAACGUUUUAUAAGAAAUUAUCUACAAAGAAUUAAAAAAUGAAACCUCAAUGAAUGGGAUUUGCUUCUAUGUGUGUUAGACUGUGUGAGACAAAAGUUUGAGCAUACUGUACUUAGAAGUUAUUUAUAUAUUAUGCAAUGAUUGAAAAGCUUGCAAAAAUGUAAGGAGAUACACAAAUGCAGAGAAACAGAGUAAGGGAUCAAAAUGUUGGUGUUCUCAAAACAUUUGUAUACAAGAUGCUGCUGUACUACUUAUAGCAAUUAAUAACUUAAAGUUCAUGAAAAGUCUUUUAUUCCACUCAGUUUUUGAACUCUCUACCCCAUUGUUAUUUUGGCAUUCUCUUCUCUUGAUUACUUAGGCACCUGAAACAUUAGUAGCCAUGAUUGUAGGACUAUUUAGUCAUUUGUUCAUUGAUACACCCUAAACAGCUUUACUAAUUGAUGUUAGCUGGAUUGAAGCCAUGUUAACAGACUUGGAGAGUAGUAGAACUUUCAAAAUUGACCAUAGGUAAACUACAGUAUAAAUGGCAUAUUAUACAUAAGCACAGAUGAAAAAAAUUGCUAAAUUAAUAUUUUAACUUGCUGUAAGGUGCCACAUAGUCUCCCGGCUUGGUGCCUUCUUUUGAUAAUUACCAGCUGCAUGUGAACCAAACACUUGGAUAAUUUUCUUAAUGAGUGAAGAUAUCAAAACUUGAAUAAAUAUUGUUUCAUAAGAUAUAUAGUAAUUAUGUUGUGCCAUUCUUUAUUUUUUAUUUGUACAUGUUCAGUAAUACUGUGUGUAAAAUUUUAUUUUUUUAUGUGUACUGUAUAUUAAUAUGGAAAAUAUUAAUACUGUAAUUUAUUAUUUCUGUUGCUGAGAAUCAUCAUAAAUUAAUUACCAUAAUGUACACAAUAUCUAGUAGUCAGUCAAAAUACAAAAUAAGUUGAAAUAGGCAGGAAAGAUGUACCAAAUGUAACAUUAAUACACAUCUCUCGUGUAGGAUAGCAUCUUUGGAGGUAAGAAACUGCACAGUAGUUUAGUCUAUGACCUUUACAGACAAGUAUGGUAAAGCCAAUCCAUUCAAGCUCCACAACCCAACUUAAAUCACGCUGGUAGUACAUGAGUUGGUGUACUAUGGCAAACCUUUAGGAAAAGUUGACUGUAAAACAAAACAAAAAAGACUGCAGAUGAAUUUAAAAAACAAACUAUAAAGUCACAGCACUCAUAAAGUAACUGUGAUAUAUCCAGCAACUCAAUUGUUUAAUAUGAUAUAGCUUAUAAAUAAAGCAAACGUAUAAUAAAGCAAUGGUUAUACUGUACAAGCGCCGACAACUUCUAGAGAUGAAUCAUACUAGAGCAUUGCUGUAUAAAUAAUAUGUAACAUCUGCAGUAGACUAAUUAUUACAAAUGUAUUUAAAGUGAAGGUAUCCUUACUAAGGUUGCUUUUCUCUACUCAUGCAUAUACAGACUUGACCAGCAAAAUACCUAACAUCUAACAUUUAUGAGCAUUAUUUCUUGAGUUUUCAUACCCAUUAUGUAUCCAUCAUUUAUAAUCUGUAGCACUGUACUCCUCUGCCAUUACAUGGGACGCAUUACCCAAAUAAAUGUCUUAAAAGUUUACAGUUUGAUAUUAAUGUAGGGCCACAACUUAACAGCAACUGAAGGGGUUUAUAUUGCAGGGAAUAUUAUAUAUUAAUUUUUGAUGACUAAAUCACCCAUCAGAAAAUUAAAUAACAUUUCAGUCCAUCUUGAAUCAUUAACGAGGUGUAAUUACACGACACGAUAAUGAUGCAGGACAGACCGAAACAUCGUCAUAUUUUUAUUUUCUGAUGUAUGGUUUGGUCGUCAUAUCUUCAGCUUGUUAUUGUGACAUCGUCUGCAUAUUAAUUUGUAUUCUAUGCAAAAGUAAAGCUUUCCUUGUUAUAACUUUGUAUUUAAAUUUUUUUUUAUCACUACUCUGACAAGCAACAGUUAAAAUAUUGAGGUUUCAAUAAUUGUAAAAUACAUAUUGCAGAUUUACAUUACUGCAAUAAUGUUUCAAUAAACCUGUAUACAAAACUAAUAAAAUACUGUAAUGUGGAAAAUUUAUAAUGAAUUCCAUAAACAUUUUGGACAAUGUUUGUAUUGUAUUAGUUUUGCAUUUAAUAUUAAUGUAAAAAUAUUGAAAACUUUUGCUAUUUAUUUGAUUUAAAAAUCAAAAUACAUCUGUAAACAAAGUUAUAAGUUGGUAAUUAUUUUAUGCAUAUACUGAUUCCAUAAUGUCAAAAAUAGUACCAAAGGCAAGCUGUGCAAUAAUGCUUGGUGAUUUGUAUUAUUUACUAUAUAGCAGUGAGUACUUUACCUUGUAGCCGUAAUCAAAUGGAAUACAUCACAUGCUUUAGAGAAAUUAGAUACAAAAUAUAAAAUUUAACAUCAUAAUGUAACUCGUAGGAAAGCUAUAAGAAUUUAUUCAUUAAUGUUACACUUGGAUUAAUUUUUUAAUUUAUAUACAGCUCAUUUGUGGUGUUUAUAAUAUUUAUUAUUAUUAUUAUUAACCAACAACAAGGCUAAUAGGAAGGUAAUCUAAACAGAAUAUUUUCCGCUUAAGAUAAAACAUUUUAGGUCUAAACAUUUAUUUCUUCAUAGAUUAAGCUACUUAAAUCUACUACUAAGCUACAAUCAUGCUACUUAAACCAUUUCUAUUUUUGAAAGCAGUAUUAUAAUCUAAAAAGUUUAACAUGUAACCUUAAACAUGCAAUAUGUUUAACCAUUGAUUUGAAUGUGAAUAUUUCAUAAUAUAUUACAGUAAUUCAUGGUUUCUAAUAAACUUCUUAAAAUAUUUGAAUAUGCUGUAAAGGGAUAGACUACGUUGUUCUAAUAUCCUAAAUCUACCAUUUUUUAACUUUUUACAUAUUUCAGAAGUAUGUAUCUGAAUUUGACAAAAAUGUGAUACCAAAGAGUGCCAUACCUCUGUUAGUAACACUACAAAGUUCCAAUACAUGCGAGAUUAGUUUGGUCCUGUGGUCAGCCGAGGUUGGAGAUGUUUUACUGUCUGUGGUAUACCCAGAGUUGCUAUUGGCCAGCACUAUUAUGUCAGUAGACCCGGUCUUGUUAAGGUGCAUGCUUGCUAGCCUUUUUUUUUUUUUAACACCGGGGUUUGCCAUUGUACAAAACUUUGGAAGAUGGCAUGAAGGUCUAAAUAAUGUUAAACUUGAUGCCAAAUCUAAGAAGUAUGGAAGAUCUCACUUCAAGUUUUUUGUUAUGAGAAAUACUUUCAAACAAAUGCAGGGAAGAUAAUUAUGUUUCUCAGUGGUGCCAAGAUCCAUAUAAGGUGCUUAUAUACGAAUAGCUCUUAUAUAAUCCGCUAUUUUAUUUGUCUAAAAUGACAUGUAAUUUGAAGUGAGAAUUCUGUAUAUGCUAUAAUUGCAGUUCAUGUUAAACAUAAAUUUUUUAAUACUUUUCUAUGUACUGUAAAGAUUAUGGACAACUUAUUUAUAACUCUUGUAAUGAAGUUUACAUUUUAUAGUGCUUUGCCAUCAUUAGUAUGAAAUAACUUUCAUCAAAGAAAUACCACUGAAAAUAUAUAUAUAUAAAUUUAACUA
Procambarus clarkii (red swamp crayfish) is the source of this 8183-nucleotide messenger RNA. It is a transcript of the gene RabX6, whose product is annotated as RAS oncogene family member RabX6. Gene Ontology annotation, cellular component: Golgi cisterna; trans-Golgi network. Gene Ontology annotation, molecular function: GTPase activity; GTP binding. Gene Ontology annotation, biological process: vesicle-mediated transport. NCBI's taxonomy places the organism in Eukaryota, Metazoa, Arthropoda, Malacostraca, Decapoda, Cambaridae. The record is from RefSeq and is a predicted model, not a curated record.